Misgurnus anguillicaudatus (oriental weatherfish) is the source of this 2160-nucleotide messenger RNA. RefSeq names its product solute carrier family 38 member 6 (gene slc38a6). Gene Ontology annotation, molecular function: L-glutamine transmembrane transporter activity. The record is from RefSeq and is a predicted model, not a curated record. Gene Ontology annotation, biological process: amino acid transmembrane transport; L-glutamine transport. Gene Ontology annotation, cellular component: plasma membrane. Lineage: Eukaryota; Metazoa; Chordata; Actinopteri; Cypriniformes; Cobitidae.
CACAUGACUGUAUUUGGUCACGUGAACGAAGAUGUUUAUGUUGGUGAAAGUUGUAAUGAAGUCGCCGGUGGUAUGAGAGUGGAUGAUCCCGGGCACAUAUCCUGACGGCCCCGUUAGUAUAUAAGAGAAGGGGCGAGGGGAAAAGUAAAAAUACACUACAAUGGGGAAAAACGGAGCAAAUCGCAGCGUCCAGGUGGAGAGCGAGUAUGAGCCUAUUGGAGAAGAGAGCAGACCCCUAUUAGCGCCGCAGCAGGAUGUUCAGGUUAAAGGUGCAUCCUUUGCCUCAUCUGCCUUUAAUCUAAUGAAUGCCAUCAUGGGAAGUGGCAUCCUGGGGCUCGCAUAUGCCAUGGCCAAUACGGGCAUCAUCGGGUUUAGUAUUCUUUUACUGGUGGUCUCCAGUUUGGCUGCUUACUCGAUCCAUCUCCUACUGCUCCUUUGUGACAAAACAGGCAUCAGCUCAUAUGAAGCUCUUGGUGAGAAAGCCUUCGGCAGACCCGGCAAGAUCUUGGUGGCCUUUACUAUUCUGAUUCAAAACAUUGGAGCCAUGUCCACGUACAUGUUCAUCUUAAAGUCUGAAAUACCUCCCACCAUCACCAGUUUCAUGAGCACAGAGGUUUCUGGAAAGUGGUACGAGGAUGGAGUUAUACUGUUGAUUUUAAUCACUGUAUUUGUGGUCCUGCCACUGGCUCUACUACCAAAGAUUGGUUUCCUGGGAUACACCAGCAGUCUUGCAUUCCUUUUCAUGUUGUUUUUUACUGUAGUGGUGGUGAUCAAAAAAUGGUCCAUUCCUUGCCCACUGCCAGUCAAUUCAACUGUGAGCCUGAUCUUAAAUACCUCUGAAUGCACCCCACAGCUGUUUGUGAUCUCUAGUAAGAGUGCUUAUGCCAUUCCCACAAUGGCUUUCUCCUUCUUGUGCCAUACUACGGUUUUACCCAUUUACUGUGAAUUACACAGGCCCACUAAACGGAGAAUGCAGAAUGUGACGAAUGUCAGCAUCUUUCUUAGUUUGGUGCUAUAUCUGAUCUCUGCACUUUUUGGCUACCUCACCUUCUAUGCACAUGUAGACUCAGAGCUGUUGAGGGGAUAUGAUACCUACCUGCCACGAGAUGCGUUGGUGAUGUCAGUGCGUUUUGCAAUCUUAUUGGCUGUCCUGCUUACUGUGCCCCUCAUUCACUUUCCAACACGUAAGUCGCUGUUGAUGUUAUUCAGCGGAGCGAGAGAUUCGUCCUGGCUCUCUCAUUGUCUUUCCUGUUUUUUCAUCCUCACUCUUGUGCUGCUGCUCGCCAUCUUCGUCCCUGACAUCAAGAACGUCUUCGGUGUAGUGGGAUCGACGACAUCGACGUGUUUAUUGUUUGUGUAUCCGGGAAUGUUUUAUUUGAGAAUCAGCUCUGAACCAAUCAAAUCUCUCAAUUCAGCAGGGGCUGUCUCUCUGUUGGUGAUUGGCCUGGUUGUGGGUGUUUUGAGUCUGUGUGUCAUCAUUGUCUCCUGGGUUCAAGGUUCUUGACCUGCGACCUGAUCAUCAUUAGUUAUAGAUUCACAUCCAGACUUGAAGGUGAUUCUUAUAUAGGUCACACUUAAGUCAAGACUAUACAGUAUCGAACACUCUUCCAGGGAAUUUCAUUAAAAUGAGAUGACCAUUAAAACACUUUAAUUCUUAAUAAUGUAUAUGACAAAAGCACAUUAAAAUGCAUUAUGGGAAAAUGUCCAGCAGAGCAGUUAAAGUACAUCCUAAUGGAGGUCUGAAAACACAAAAAAAGUUUGACAAUCUUUAAAUCAGACAUGACAGGUGCUGCUAUGAGCCUUCAACAAACAUAAGACCAAUGAACUGUAGCUGAUUUCUUUCAGUUGCUUAAUAUAUGAUGAGUAAUUUAUUUUGUUUAUGUGUAAGGAUAUUUGUUAAACUGACAAACGUUUACAAGUUUUGCCAUUGCCUUUAAAUAUACCAAAUCGGAGUGUGCUUGUCUAUUCCAUUUAGGAUUUCUGUAUAACACAUUCCAAAAAUUUUCAGUGGCGUUCACAAUAUAGUUUACUCCUAGUAUUCAUUACCUUAUAAUACUCAUUAAAACAUCAAGUAUAGUGUUUUUAUAAACAUCGCUGCACAGAUUGUAACAGAAAUGUAUUUUUAUGUUGAAUAAAAUAAAUAAAGAGAAGAAACUUAAA